AUUACCAUUUGUUUUAUUUUUUAGCUCAGCACUCAUAAAAGGCAAGAACAGACCAGAUAUGAAGCGGGCUCAAAAAAAAAAAAAAAAAAAAGACAAAAAAGAAAAAGAGCGACCCUCUCUCAUUGAGGAGGAACCCGAAUACAACGCUGGCAGAGGUGGUGAACGCUGGCAGAGGUGGUGAAGGUGACCUCAUAUCUUAAAUUCCGAAAAUGGCCCUAACGUCUCAACCGCCGCCGCCUCUCUCAUUCUCCUCCGAUUCCGACGACGGCGGCGCUGGAACAGAAGGCCACCGUCACAACGACCUCUCCAACUCCAUUUUCAAAUCCUAUGUUGAGGUCAACGGCCAUUCUUCGCCCGAUCUCUCAAAGAUCCAGUCGUUCCUCACCUCUUCGCGCUCCGGCGCUCUUUCUUGCCUCAUAUGCCUCGAGAAAAUCCGACAGUUGGAUCCCACCUGGUCCUGCUUCUCCAGCUGCUUCGCCGUCUUCCACCUCAUCUGCAUCCAAAGCUGGGCCCGCCAAGCCUCAGACCUCGCCGCAGCGCGGGCCGCCGCGCGCCUCUCCGCCGAUCUGUUCCCGGUUGCGGCCGCGAAAGCGAUCGAGGAGUCGAAGUGGAAUUGCCCCAAAUGCCGGGUAGAGUAUUCCAAAGCCUUUAUUCCCAAAUUGUAUGUUUGUUUCUGUGGAAAACUGGAAAACCCUCCUCACGACCCCUGGAUACUGCCACAUUCAUGCGGGGAGAUCUGUGGUCGCCCGUUGAAGCACAAUUGUGGUCAUCACUGCUUGUUGUUGUGCCAUCCUGGUCCGUGCCCGUCCUGUCCUAAGCUCGUGAAGGUCCGGUGUUUUUGCGGCGCUGUUGAGGAUGUCCGUCGAUGUGGGUUCAAGGACUUCUCGUGCAAUGGAGCUUGCCGGAAAUUAUUGGACUGCGGGAUUCACAGGUGCUCGGAGACUUGCCACGAAAGUUUGUGCCCACCAUGUCGAGAGCGAGGCAUUUACCGAUGCAGGUGUGGGAAGAGGGAGGAGGAAAGGCAGUGCUGUGAGAGGGAUUUUCGAUGCGAGACACCGUGUGAGAGAGUGCUCGAGUGUGGAAAGCAUUUUUGCAGCAAAGGGUGUCAUUCGGGUGGAUGCGGCAGUUGCCCACUUCAGGGGAAGAGGACUUGCCCAUGUGGGAAGAGAGUGCAUGAAGGAAUGGCCUGUGAUGUUACAGUGCCAUUGUGUGGAGCAACUUGUGAUAAGAUUUUGAGCUGUGGAUUUCAUAGAUGCCCAGAGCGAUGCCACCGAGGAUCAUGCAUUGAGACUUGCAGGACUGUCAUAAUGAAAUCUUGUCGUUGUGGGAGCUUGAGGAAGGAGGUUCCUUGCUAUCAAGAUUUAGCUUGUGAGAGGAAGUGUCAAAGAGUGCGAGAUUGUGGACGCCAUGCUUGUAGACGUCGCUGCUGUGAUGGGGACUGCCCACCUUGUUCAGAGAUUUGUGGCAGGAAGCUCCGGUGUAAUAAUCACAAAUGUCCUUCUCCAUGCCAUAGAGGUCCCUGUGCUCCUUGCCCGGUGAUGGUGACAAUAUCAUGUUUGUGUGGCGAGACGCACUUUGAGGUUCCUUGUGGUACGGAAAGGGAACAAAAGCCUCCAAAAUGUCCCAAGCCAUGUUGUAUUAUGCCUUUAUGCAGACAUGGAUCAAAUGCUAAGCCGCAUAGAUGCCAUUAUGGAGCAUGCCCACCAUGUCGGCUUCUUUGCGACGAAGAAUUCCCUUGUGGGCACAACUGCAAAUUGAGAUGUCAUGGCCCAAAGCCGCCUCCUAAUCCUGAAUUUACAUUGAAACCAAAGAAAAAGAAGUCAAAUGUUCAGAUUCAAUCUAUUCCUGGUUUGCCAUGCCCUUCUUGCCCAGAACUUGUUUGGAGGUCAUGCGUUGGCCAACACAUUGGAGCAGAGAGGAUGAUGUUUUGUUCUGAUAUAUCAGAAUUUUCGUGUGAAAAUUUAUGUGGAGUCCCUCUUUCUUGUGGAAAUCAUUAUUGUACUGAAACUUGCCAUGCCCUGAAAGACCUGUCUUCAACAUCAGUUCAGCAUAAAAGAGGCAAGUCCUGUGAAGAGUGUCAUCUUCCUUGUCAAAAGGAAAGGAGACCUACUUGUCCACAUCCAUGCCCCCUGCCAUGUCAUCCUGAAGAAUGUCCCCCUUGCAAAGUUCUUGUAAAACGAUCAUGUCACUGUGGUGCCAUGGUCCACGUUUUUGAGUGCAUGUAUUACAACUGCUUGUCUGACAAGGAGCAAAUGACUGUCCGUUCAUGUGGUGGACCCUGCCAUAGAAAGUUACCCAAUUGCACACACUUAUGCCCUGAGAUAUGUCAUCCUGGUCAAUGCCCGUCACCUGACAAGUGCAGUAAAAAGGUUACUGUUCGUUGUGGAUGCCAAACCUUGAAAAAAGAGUGGGUGUGUCAAGAUGUUCAAAUGGCCUGCCGCAAUGCUGGUUCUGAUCCCAAAGAUAUAUCUAAAAAUCACUUUGGACUUGGACUGCUUCCUUGCAAUUCCAAUUGCAAGAGUAAAGUUAAAACUGUUGAUUCAGAGUUACAAUUCCGUAAAUCUAAAGUUCUGGAGACAAAGGAUCCAGCGCCAGAUACAGAGAAGCACAUACCAAAGCGAAGAAAAAGACGAGAGCGGGUACAAGAAACCAAGCAAAUCUCUAGACUGCAGAAAAUUAUUGCAUUCAUUGGGAGAUUCCUUCUUUUUUCCAUCCUGGUGGUUGUUCUAAUUGCAGCAACAUAUUAUGGCUAUAAGGGUUUGUUGUCGCUGUCAGAUUGGAUGAAUGAGAUUGAAGAGCAAAGACAAAGAAUGAGAUAUCCGCGAACCAGAUAAUUCUUGAGCCAGCAUGUCUGGCAGGCAGAGUCGAUUUGCAUGAGGUUAGUGCAUUAAAUAUUCCAAAUCUCAAUAGCUUCAACAGUUACGGAACUCCGCUUUUCCCUCCUCCAUGAAGGCAAAUGGUCGCCGAUAUGUGAUUUGAGGUUUCAAAUGUUUUGAUAUAUUUUUUUCAGUUCAAUACUUCUUGUCUGCAUUACUUUUGAUUCCUCUACAGAGCUUAGACAAUGUUCAGUCUCUGCUCAUGAGUAUAAUACUUGUUAAGUUUAAAGAAAGAAAAAGAAGACUUGUUGCUGCAAAGUGUUGUUAUACAUAAAUAGAGGUUUUAAACAUUUUGUUACACAUGAAUAGAGGUUAUAAACAUGUAUGUAUUCAUGUAAGAUCAUGACAUGAAAAUGUAGUGAUAACUGUUGAUUGUAUAAAUUGUGAUAAAUCAAACUACAGUGCAGUUCAUUGAGAGAAAAA
Molecule: messenger RNA, 3299 nt
Organism: Malania oleifera
Lineage: Eukaryota; Viridiplantae; Streptophyta; Magnoliopsida; Santalales; Ximeniaceae
Product: NF-X1-type zinc finger protein NFXL2
Exons: 13
Coding region: 210-2834 (874 amino acids)
Biological process (GO): regulation of DNA-templated transcription
Cellular component (GO): nucleus
Molecular function (GO): RNA polymerase II transcription regulatory region sequence-specific DNA binding; DNA-binding transcription factor activity, RNA polymerase II-specific; zinc ion binding
Source: RefSeq, a predicted model, not a curated record